GGCUGUGCUCCAAAUGACCAACCAAUCUACCGACCCAGUCGACACCCUCUCUCUCUUGUUGUCCCUACAGGAAAACCAUAAGGGUUAAAAUAGUAGAUGAGGAGGAAUACGAAAGGCAAGAGAAUUUCUUCAUUGUCCUUGGUGAACCGAAAUGGAUGGAACGUGGAAUAUCAGCGCUCCUGUUGUCUCCAGAGGUGACAGACAGAAAGCUGACUGUGGAGGAGGAGGAGGCCAAGAGGAUAGCAGAAAUGGGAAAGCCAGUACUGGGCGAACACCCCAAACUAGAGGUCAUCAUUGAAGAAUCCUUUGAGUUCAAGAAUACGGUGGACAAACUGAUCAAGAAGACAAACCUGGCCAUGGUUGUGGGGACCCAUUCCUGGAGGGACCAGUUCAUGGAGGCCAUCACUGUCAGUGCAGCAGGGGACGAGGAUGAGGAUGAGUCAGGUGAGGAGAGGCUGCCAUCCUGCUUUGACUACGUCAUGCACUUUCUGACCGUCUUCUGGAAGGUGCUGUUUGCCUGCGUGCCCCCCACAGAGUACUGUCACGGCUGGGCCUGCUUCGUCGUGUCCAUUCUCAUCAUCGGCAUGCUCACGGCCGUCAUUGGGGACCUGGCCUCCCACUUUGGCUGCACCAUUGGCCUCAAGGACUCAGUCACAGCUGUUGUCUUUGUGGCAUUUGGCACCUCUGUGCCAGACAUGUUUGCCAGCAAAGCCGCGGCCAUCCAGGAUCUGUACUCUGAUGCCUCCAUCGGCAAUGUCACGGGCAGCAACGCCAUCAACGUCUUCCUGGGCAUCGGCCUGGCCUGGUCCGUGGCCGCCAUCUACUGGGCCCUGCAGGGACAGGAGUUCUACGUGUCGGCCGGCACGCUGGCCUUCUCGGUCACCCUCUUCACCAUCUUCGCGUUCGUGUGCAUCAGUGUGCUCCUGUACCGCCGGCGGCCCCACCUGGGCGGGGAGCUGGGGGGCCCACGCGGCUGCAAGCUGGCCACAACGUGGCUCUUCGUGGGCCUGUGGCUCCUGUACAUACUCUUUGCCACGCUGGAGGCCUACUGCUACAUCAAGGGCUUCUGAGCCUGGGCGCGGGGCCUCCGCUGCACACACCUCGGACUUCUCCUGAGAGAAGGGCACUUGGCCACCAUGACCUCGCC
Molecule: messenger RNA, 1147 nt
Organism: Lontra canadensis (Northern American river otter)
Lineage: Eukaryota; Metazoa; Chordata; Mammalia; Carnivora; Mustelidae
Product: sodium/calcium exchanger 3-like
Biological process (GO): sodium ion transmembrane transport; calcium ion import across plasma membrane
Cellular component (GO): sarcolemma; postsynapse; axon
Molecular function (GO): calcium:sodium antiporter activity
Source: RefSeq, a predicted model, not a curated record